Messenger RNA from Leptonychotes weddellii (Weddell seal), 1175 nucleotides. Lineage: Eukaryota; Metazoa; Chordata; Mammalia; Carnivora; Phocidae. The record is from RefSeq and is a predicted model, not a curated record.
GUGACAUCAGACGUCCAAAGCAUGUUCAACAGACUGACUUGGCUGCAACCCUAGCAAUAGGGCUUGGUCUGCCGAUCCCAGGGAACAGUGUCGGCAGCCUCCUGUUCCCUACCGUGGAAGGGAGACCGGUGAGAGAACAGCUGAGGUUUUUACAUUUAAAUGCAGUGCAGCUCAGCAAAUUGUUGCAAGAGAACGUGCCGUCAUACACAAAAGAGCCUGGAUUUGAGCAGUUUAAAAUGUCAGAGAGGUUGCAUGGGAACUGGAUCAGACUGUACUUGGAGGAAAAUAACUCAGAAGUCCUUUUCAACCUGGGAGCCAAGGUUCGAAGGCAGUACUUGGAUGCCCUGAGGACCCUGAGCCUGUCCCUGAGCAGACAAGUGGCCCAGUACGACAUCUACUCGAUGCUGGUGGGGACUGUCAUGGUUUUGGAGGUUCUAGCGCUGCUCCUACUCAGCAUCCCGCAAGCUCUGAGCAGCAAGGCUGAACUGGAGGUUCCUCUCUGGUCGCCUGCGUUUUCUCUGCUCUUUUAUUUGAUGUUCCUGGUUCUUUCUGCUCUUCACGUCAUUGUGUGCACCUCGGCCGAGAGUUCCUGCUAUUUCUGUGGCCUCUCGUGGCUGACAGCAGGCGGAGUGAUGGCGUUGAUCUCUGCACUGCUCUGUGCAGUCGUGUCUGCUCUUGCCAAGAUGUUUGCCUCUGGAAAAUUCCUGAGCAAGAAUCCAGCUCAUCCAAAGGCACGAUGGUCGGAGUUAGAUGUUCUUAUCUUACUCGGGACCGUGGGCCACGUGCUGAGUCUGGGUGCAAGCAGCUUCAUCGAGGAGGAGCACCAGACCUGGUAUUUCCUCAUUAACACCCUGUGUCUGGCUCUGUGUCACGAAAUCUACAGAAACUGCUUUCUGAGGGACGACUGUGAGCCCCAGCAAUGCUCACACAUGGAGGAGGGAUUCGUCAGCACUGCACCAGCAUUACAGGACAGGAGCAUCCACUGUAACAUGUUAGAGCCCCACAGAGUGUCUAAGGACCCCACUUCCCUUGACACGCUCAGAGGCUGUGAGAAGUGGAUGGUGUUAGCAAGCCCAUGGGUGAUACUUACCUGCUGUCGGCUGCUGCGGUCACUAAACCAGACGGGUGUGCAGUGGGCCCACCGGCCUGACCUGGGGCAUUGGCUCACCAGGUGA